CCCGUCCGUGAGAUGUAUGAGGCACUUCCGCUUGGUGGAGCGCAUCUGCCGGGGUGUGUGGAACGCACACUUGCGGUUGCCUAGCAACAACUGGGGCGGAAGCCGGGCGGAGGAAGGAUCGUCAUCUCCGGCGGGCGGAAGUCAAGGGGAGAGACCGCGGGCGUACACAUGUGUCUGAUGGGGUACAAAGGUGGGGAUUGCACAGUAGUGAAGAAGACAUCCAAUGAGUGUGAGACACCCAGCAGCCAUUCCCGUUUGUCAGAAGGACUAAGCAGAACCCAGAGCUCCAUUACGGUGCCUCCACCUCACUCACUGAUACAUGAAAGACACAUUGACCAGAAGAUCCUUGAACUCACCAACAAGAUCAUUCAUCUGCUGACUGGAGAGGAGGAGGAGUAUAUAGAGGAACACAGGGGUCUGUACAAGGACGUGAUGAUGGAGAAUCACCGGCCCCUCACAUCACUGGAUGGACCCAGUAACAGAGAUACCCCAGAGAGAUGUCCCCAUCCUCUGUAUUCACAGGAUUGUACAGAGGAGAAUCACAGGAUCCCACAGGAGGAUCAGGUAGAACGUCUAUCUGAUAUUAAAACAGAAGAUACAGAGGGAGAAGAAGAGACGUAUGUGACUGAUAUAAAGGCAGAAGAUAUAGAGGGAGAAGAAGAGACGGAUGUGACUGAUAUAAAGGCAGAAGAUAUAGAGGGAGAAGAGACGUAUGUGACUGAUAUAAAGGCAGAAGAUAUAGAGGGAGAAGAAGAGACGUAUGUGACUGAUAUAAAGGCAGAAGAUAUAGAGGGAGAAGAAGAGACGUAUGUGACUGAUAUGAAGGCAGAAGAUAUAGAGGGAGAAGAAGAGACGUAUGUGACUGUUAUAAAGGCAGAAGAUAUAGAGGGAGAAGAAGAGACGUAUGUGACUGAUAUAAAGGCAGAAGAUAUAGAGGGAGAAGAAGAGACGUAUGUGACUGAUAUGAAGGCAGAAGAUACAGAGGGAGAAGAAGAGACGUAUGUAACUGAUAUAAAGGCAGAAGCUGUAGAGGGAGAAGAAGAGACGUAUGUGACUGAUAUAAAGGCAGAAGAUAUAGAGGGAGAAGAAGCGAAGUAUGUGACUGAUAUGAAGGCAGAAGAUAUAGAGGGAGAAGAAGAGACGUAUGUGAGGGGUGAUCAGCAGUGUAAGGAGGAGGAGAUCCCUACAGAUAUCGGCACAGCAGAUGGACACGCAAGCAGGAAUAUCUCAGAAGGACAUCUAAUGUUAUCCCCGGAUUGUGACAUAAAAGAUAAUGACAGCAGACAGGAUUCUCCAGGAGAUAACCCCAUUACCCCAAUUAUACAUCCAGCUCUAUCAGCUGAUCCCUCUGAUCCUGGGAAAUGUUCUCCUGAUCACUCUGAUAUUGGUGCAUCUGUUACAGCUCUGAGAGUAGAUACAGUGUUUCCCUGUUCUAUAGAUGCCAAAUGUUUUACACAGAACACAAAGCUUAUCACCCAUCAGGCAGCUAAGGCAGGUGAGAAGCCUUUUCCAUGUUCUGAAUGUGGGAAAUGUUUUACAUACAAAUCAUAUCUUGUUAGACAUCAGAAAAGUCACACAGGUAAGAAUACAUUUCCAUGUUCUGAGUGUGGGAAAUGUUUUGCACAUAAAUCAUAUCUUAUUAAACAUCAGAGAAGUCACACAGGUGAGAAGCCAUUUUCUUGCUCUGAGUGCGGGAAAUGUGUUACACGAAAAUCACAACUUGUUGCACAUCUUAAAAGACACACAGGUGAGAGACCAUUUCCAUGUUCUGAGUGUGGGAAAUCUUUUAUACAGAAAUCACAUCUUGUUAAACAUCAGCGAAGUCACACAGGUGAGAAUACAUUUCCAUGUUCUGAGUGUGGGAAAUGUUUUACACCCAAAUCGUGUCUUAUUAUACAUCAGAGAAGUCACACAGGUGAAAAGCCAUUUUCUUGCUCUGAGCGUGGGAAAUGUUUUACACGGAAAUCAAAUCUUGUUAAACAUCAGCAAAGUCACACAGGUGAGAAUACAUUUCCAUGUUCUGAGUGUGGGAAAUGUUUUACACAUAAAUCAUAUCUUAUUGAACAUCAGAGAAGUCACACAGGUGAGAGGCCAUUCCCAUGUUCUGAGUGUGUAAAAUGUUUUGGACACAAAGCAGAUCUUAUUAAACAUCAAAGAAGUCACACAGGUGAGAAGCCAUUUUCUUGCUCUGAGUGCGGGAAAUGUGUUACACGAAAAUCACAACUUGUUGCACAUCUUAAAAGACACACAGGUGAGAGGCCAUUUCCAUGUUCUGAGUGUGGGAAAUCUUUUAUACAGAAAUCACAUCUUGUUAAACAUCAGCGAAGUCACACAGGUGAGAAUACAUUUCCAUGUUCUGAGUGUGGGAAAUGUUUUACACCCAAAUCGUGUCUUAUUAUACAUCAGAGAAGUCACACAGGUGAGAAGCCAUUUUCUUGCUCUGAGUGUGGGAAGUGUUUUACACGGAAAUCAAAUCUUGUUAAACAUCAGCAAAGUCACACAGGUGAGAAUACAUUUCCAUGUUCUGAGUGUGGGAAAUGUUUUACACAUAAAUCAUAUCUUAUUGAACAUCAGAGAAGUCACACAGGUGAGAGGCCAUUCCCAUGUUCUGAGUGUGUAAAAUGUUUUGGACACAAAGCAGAUCUUAUUAAACAUCAAAGAAGUCACACAGGUGAGAAGCCAUUUUCUUGCUCUGAGUGCGGGAAAUGUGUUACACGAAAAUCACAACUUGUUGCACAUCUUAAAAGACACACAGGUGAGAGGCCAUUUCCAUGUUCUGAGUGUGGGAAAUCUUUUAUACAGAAAUCACAUCUUGUUAAACAUCAGCGAAGUCACACAGGUGAGAAUACAUUUCCAUGUUCUGAGUGUGGGAAAUGUUUUACACCCAAAUCGUGUCUUGUUAUACAUCAGAGAAGUCACACAGGUGAGAAGCCAUUUCCAUGUUCUGAGUGUGGGAAAUGUUUUACACAGAAAUCGCAUCUUUUUAGACAUCAGAAAAGUCACAGGAGAGAAUCCAUUUUUUUGCUCUGAGUGCGGGAAAUGUUUUACACAUAAAUCACAUCUUGUUAAACAUCAGCGAAGUCACACAGGUGAGAAUGUAUUCCCAUGUUCUGAGUGUGGAAAAUGUUUUGGACACAAAUCAGAUCUUAUUAAACAUUAUAGAAGUCACACAGGUGAGAAGCCAUUUUCUUGCUCUUAGUGGGAAAUGGUGUUUAAGUAAAUCACAUCUUGUUAUACAUCAGAGAAGUCACACAGAUGAGAAGCCAUUUCCAUACCCUGAGAAGUAAAUCAGCUCUUUUUGCACACAAUAGACAUCACUCAGGUGAGGAAACAUUUAAUCUUCUGGAGUAUACUUAUCAUUGCCCUGUGUUCUUCAAGGUUCUUAUCCUAUCUCCUAUGCUAUUUGCAAUAUACAUGCAACCGCAGGGUGAAAUAAUCAGAUGUCAUGCCCUCAUCUACUACUGCUAUACAGAUGACCUGUCUUUUGCUCCGGGUACUGAGAACCCAGUACCAAUCCUAAAUGGUUGUCUAGUUGAGCUCCAGGUAUAGGUGAUGCCAGUUGACUGUGACUCAGUCCUGGUGAAACAGGUACACAUGAUAGAAGCUCACCGUCAAAGGGCAGGGCUACAACUCAGCUUUGCAAACCAAUGCUUGGGGGUUCAGAGUUACAUAAUGCUGAUCCUGUGUGGAAUCUUGGUGUCCUGGAUUGUGGAGUGACACUUAGACAUCAGGUAUCAGCCACAAUCAGAUCCUCAUCCGAAGAACAUAGCCAGACUCCAGCACUUAUUUCCCUCAGAAGAUCUACCUACAGUCAUACAUGUACUUGUAUCAUCACACAUAGACUACUGCAAUGUCCUCUACCUGGGUCUCCCAGCAAAAUAAUUGCACCGUUUGUGGCUUGUACUGAAUGUAGCAGCCAGGCUUUUACCUAACCAGCCCGUUCCUGCCACACCACACCCAUUCUCUGCUCCCUUCACCGGCUGCCUGUAAGAUGGUGACUCUAUUACAUAAUCUUACUGACUCAGCCCACCAUGACCAGGGUCCAUGGUACCAGAAGCAGCUUCUGCCUCUUUACUGCCCUGCUUUCUAACUUCCACCUGCAGAUGAAGGACUGUUAACGGUACUACCAAGAAUCCCCAAGCAGUGCUGAGAUGUCAGGGGGGAGACAGGGUGGGUGGCAGUAGUGGGGAGGGGAGACAGGGCGUGCGACAGUUCGCAGCCACCAGGAGAAUAAAAUUCUGGCUUUCUUGACUGGGUGGGUGGCAGUAGUUGGGGGAGACAGGA
Messenger RNA from Pseudophryne corroboree (corroboree frog), 4284 nucleotides. RefSeq names its product zinc finger protein 271-like. Gene Ontology annotation, molecular function: RNA polymerase II cis-regulatory region sequence-specific DNA binding; DNA-binding transcription factor activity, RNA polymerase II-specific. The transcript is spliced from 6 exons. NCBI's taxonomy places the organism in Eukaryota, Metazoa, Chordata, Amphibia, Anura, Myobatrachidae. Gene Ontology annotation, biological process: regulation of transcription by RNA polymerase II. Bases 169 to 3030 code for a protein of 953 amino acids. Gene Ontology annotation, cellular component: nucleus. The record is from RefSeq and is a predicted model, not a curated record.